AUGUCUGAAAAUUCAUAUCACUGUAUUUACUGCAAUAGUCGUGUAGCUGCUCUUUACACCCAAUAUGCUGAGGAAGUAAUUAAGAUUGAACAUUGUCCUAGAUGUGGGAAUGUUUCUGACAAAUAUAUCGAAUAUGAUUUGUUUCUAGUUAUUAUCGAUCUUCUCAUUGGUCGUCUUGAAGCGUAUCGUCAUGUUAUUCAUAAUGUUCCCAGUCUCAGUCUUCAAAAGAUACUUUCUAUGUCUAUUUUGUUGAAUGCUUUUGUGUCUUGGCUUAGUGAGCAACCAAAAACUGAGAACAAUCUGGCUAAUCUUUCUUUUUCUUUCAAUUCGGAUCUAUUUAUUCACAUUGUAUCAAUUUUCUGGUGGUGUUCUUGCUUUUGUUUAGCAAUUAUAUUUUUGUUUCCGAUCACUAAAAUAACUACUGUAUCCGAAUUAAUUAAAGUGUUGCUUAUUGUUAACCUCAGCAGAUUAUUAACUUUCCUUCUAAUUACGUGGAAGACUGAGUUCGAUUCCAUUUUUUUAGGAACAUUACAGUUUUAUCCUUUUGUUUCCACUUGUGUGGCAUUAACACCAUGUAUACAAAGUUUAAGAGCUGUAAAUAAUCUCAAUUUAACCACAGCUUUUUGUUUGGGCAUAUUUAUAUGUACUGUUUGUUUUUUCUCAUCUACCGUUAUACUACCAAAUAUAUUAAUGUUUCUAUAA
Messenger RNA from Schistosoma rodhaini, 702 nucleotides. Lineage: Eukaryota; Metazoa; Platyhelminthes; Trematoda; Strigeidida; Schistosomatidae. The record is from the annotation of a GenBank genome assembly.